This is a messenger RNA of Nezara viridula (southern green stink bug), 222 nucleotides long. The record is from the annotation of a GenBank genome assembly. NCBI's taxonomy places the organism in Eukaryota, Metazoa, Arthropoda, Insecta, Hemiptera, Pentatomidae.
AUGCCUUCUUCAGCUACUCCUGCUCUCGAUAGAGAGUUCAUGAUCAAGAAGGCCAACACAAAGUUGUGGCUCCUACAGCCGGUAGAAGAAGCGGACCAGAAGAGCUGGAAGACCAAGGUUAGGGUGGGCUUAAGGAGUGGCAGCGGAUGCAAGAAACCUCCUAGGGAUCAUGAACUGGAUGGCGGCAGCAGAGGACAGACUGGAGUGGUGGAGGCCUAUUGA